CACGUGAUCAAAAUAGUACCUAAUUGGGUCAAACAUUUCAGGAUGGACUGUUUCAGGGACAAUGAUAAAUAUUUCGUUUGAAUUUUAGUAUUUGAAAAUGUCUGUCCAAAGUGUUUAUAAGAUUGAUUGGGUGGCUUCAUUCCUUCAUAAGUUUCCACACAUAAAUUUUAAAUUUGAACACGUCAAUUCAACGUUUAACACAGAAAAUAGUUAUUACAAAGAGUCAAUAAUAUUCCUGGCUGCCCUGCCAAUAGUAUGGUGCGUGGUCGUGUUUCUGUGUCUGUUUGGGUGCCUUUGUCUAUACUGCUGCUGUAGGGAACGUCCAACUAGGAAACACAAAACAACGUGCUCCAGAUGUUUUGUAGGGCUCUUCAUCAUCUUAGCAAUUGGAAGUGUGGCAGUGGGAUUCUUUGGCAAUGAAGAGGGCAACAAGGGGAUGCAGUCCACCAUGGAUGCCCUGCAGGGGACCAAUGACACUCUUGCUGGAUCUCUUGACACGCUAUCUGUACUGGACGAAGUGUCAGGGAACAUCACAUCACUAUGGGUGGAAGCCUUGAAGGAAGUGUUCAAAAAAAGAUUGACCAAUGCCACUCUUGAGAAGGAAGUCUCCAGAAUGGCGGACGAAAUUAAGAACCAGUCAUCCAUAGUACGAGGAGAUUUACAGGGCAUUCGUGACAAAGUUGAUAAAAUAAAUCUAGAUGUAAUACUCAACACUACCAAACAUGCAGAGUUUUACAGAUGGGUGGGCACGAUCACCCUUCUCUGCUGGCAGCUCCUGGUCCUGCUUGUCUACAUACUCGCCAACUUGAAGAAGUCCAGAUACUGGCUCAUAUGGGGGAUCGUUCUAGGCCUGGUCUCUCUGUUGCUGGCCUGGACAGGGACCGGUGCAUACCUAGGGGGGACUGUGGCCCUAAGUGACUUCUGUGUGGAUCCAGACAGUUUUGUUAUUGGCCAGCUGGAGAAGAAGUUGUCUCCAGUUGUUAUAAGAAGUUACGUGAGAUGUGAAAACAAGACUGAUCCUCAGAAAUUUGCUACGGCGAUAGAUGAUGCCCUGACAUACAUAGACAAGGCAAACAAAACCUUAGAUGAGGCCCUCCUCAAAACCAAGAAAUACAACAUCUCCCAGUUUCUUGCGGGUCCGGUGAAGGAGUUGCGGGGUGGGCUAACAUCGGCGAAGGUGAAUGUGGUCAGCCUCAGCGACACUGUCUACUGCGGGCAGAUACACACCCACUAUGUCACUGCACUACGGGGCAUGUGCAACAGGGCUCUGGUGGGUAUGUCCCUGAUACUUCUCAUGUUGCCUGCACUGGGCCUGUGUCUGAUUCUCCUGCAGUGCUGUGCCCCACGCAUCUGGUUCCUGCUUGCCGUCAGGAAGGAAUAUAAGAUAGUAGAUAUCAAGGACCCGUUCCUGCCCCGCCCCCCUCCGUACCACACGUAUGGCACCAUCGGUGGUGAGAGAACCCCUCUCCAGGAACAACCCGUCAUGGAAGACCGUGAUGUGCUGAGCCGCCCACACCGAGUGGAUUCUGAUGACUCUCCGCCGCCUGCUGUAAGUACCUCUACUCUGGAACUGUCUGACCACACCCAUGGUGAUUGCAUGAAAUACCGAGUGAGCAGCUAUUCCGAGCAGGUCAGUGACCUCGGAACAUUUCCAACGAGAAACUCCGGAAUUAACCACUAUGCCGCCAGCGACAUUUAGGGUAUUAUCCGGGGAGCUUUGUGGAGCAGUACAAUAACCUGGGCACAUUCCCCCGCCCUGGCCAUCGCCAAAACCACUAACCUGUGAAGCCUCUCAGCGGAAACCAAGCUGGAAACCAGUAAGAUCUGUAACCGCAUCCUAUGUCAUACUAUGUCAACCAUCACUCGAGGCAAUGGCGAUUUACAUACUGUUGUACACAAAACUAUAAUGACAUAUUUUAGCAGUGUGAAAACGUUAAAUGACCUUAUUAUGAUAUUUGUGUGCCUAAGGACAGUGCUUUUCUUCGAAAAAGCUUGUGAAAGGGUGCAUUUAGGGAAUGGUAGUGUUGACUUGUUGUUUCAUCCCACGUGCAGUAACUGUACAGGUUUAAUUAUUUGUAUGUAUUCUUGUGGCACUUAAUGUUUUUAAAUUUACCUAAAAAAAAUAGUUAUGUCCUGAAGGAGACAUAUAAUGAUUUAUGUUCAUUUAAUAUACUGACAGCCAUUCUUGGCUCUGAUUUUGUGUUGUAACAAGUGAUUUGGUAUCAGAAUGCUGCUGUGAACAAAACAAAUCCAGCUCUAUAGUGACUACAAGAGUUAGUCAUUCAAGGAACCUUUUCUGUGAUUGUGCCUUACUUUUUAUAUUUGUAUUCUGUGUAGUGUUUUUUUCCAUUUAUAUAUUUUUGUACGAUGUUAGUACAUGUAGAUGUAUGAUUACCAGAUAAUACUCAUUUAAGUUUCAUUGAAAUAUUCGUUAAAAAAGAAGUAAAUGUAAAUAUUGUUGUUAGAAAGUAUAUCUAUGUUAGCAGUUUUUUAUAUUAUAUGAUAUUUUUCUAGAUUACUUUAUCUACUCGAGCACUUUCAGGGAAUAUAUGACUGUGUUAAAUGUGUUGUACAAAUCGUUCUUUAUGUGCUCGAGAAAAAAACAAACAAAAAAAAACAAUGAUUUGGAACAAUUGACAUGAAGCCUUAACAUCCCAAACUAUCCUGAUGCUAAAGCAUCCUAGAGCCAAACAAUCCUGAUAUAGAUAUCUAAUUUUUAAACCAGACUUUAACCAGCAGAUUUACCAGACACAUGAUGACCUUGGACAAGCACAUGCAUGUGAACUAAUGAUUCAAUGUAUUCAGUUGUUAAACAAAGUAAGUAAUAAUCGAAAGUGUCCGUAUCACAUUUUAGCAUCAUGUCAUUUCUUCCUGCACCGCAGAAUUUUGUGAACCUUCAGGUAGACAGGUUUAUUAUUAUGACUUACAUUGCAGUAGUAAAGCCUUCUCAAGUGUAAGAAUAGGUCACUCAUCUUGGCAAUGAGCUUAGCUGCUUUUUGGACACAAAUAAUUAUGAAUAACGUGUAAACCAUAUUGUCAUCUUAGUGCAAUAACCCAAUAACUGCAUAUAGAAAUAGAAGCAGAUAUUCAGUUCUUGCACUAAGGUGACGGUCAACUUAUUUAUUAUUAUUAUUGCAUAAGGGCACAAGAAGUAAAUUCCUACUGUAUGUAUUUUGAUAUUUUAACAUUUUACUUGUACAUUUUUUCUCUCCUGUAUUUGCCUUUAUGUUAGUAUUGUUUGUACAUGUACUUGUCAGGAAUAUUUGCAUUGCACAAACUCUUUACUGCUGGCUUUAUAUUUGUAUUUAGAAAUUUGAAUUUAUUGAAUUUUAUUAUCCCCCGCCUAUGAAAUAGGGAGGGGGAUAUUGAAAUGGCGUUGUCCGUCCGUCUUUCCUUCCGUCCGUCCGUCCGUCCGUCCGUCACCUGCGUUUUUUCAGUAACUAGCCGGUAUAAUUUCAUGAAACUUAAAAUAAAUAUGAAACACUAUACUGGAAUGAUGCCCGUCCCAAAAAGAAUUUGAUUGGUCAAUUGUCCUUGGAGUUAUUGCCCUUGAUUUUUUGAAAAUGCACAUUCACAGCCAUUUCUCAGUCACUAGCUGGCAGAAUUUCAUGAAACUUAAAAUAAAUAUGAAUUACUAUUCUGGGAUGAUGCCUGUUCAUUUUUUUUUUGGAUUGGUCAAUUGUACUUGGAGUUAUUGCCCUUGAUUUUUUGAAAAACUCAUUUACAGCCAUUUCUCAGUAACUAGUUGGUAGAAAUUCUUGAAACUUGAAAUAAAUAUGAACCAACAUACUGCGAUGAUUCCUGUUUAUUUAUAUUUUGGAUUGUGUAAUUUCUAUAUGAGUUAUUUGCCCUUGAUUUAUUAAAAGAUCCAUGUUUGCAGCUUUUCUAUGCAACUAGCUGGUAGAAUUUCAUGACACUUGGAAUAAAUAAGAACCAACAUACUGUGAUGAUGCCUGUCUAUUUUUCUUUUGGAUUGGUCAAUUUUCCUUAGAGUUAUUGCCCUUGAUUUAUUAAAAAAUCAUUGUUUGCAGCCGUUUCUCAGUAAAACCAAUGUGCUUAUCUUAUUCUUUCUGAGAUUUUUUUUAACCUUCAAGCACAAACAAGCCAUCAAGCACAAACAAGCCAUUGUUGGCGGGGGAUAUCUUUUCACUGAAAAUGCUUGUUUGAAUUGUGUUUUAUGGGAAAGAUCACAAAAGCAAAUGUUUAUAGUGGAACUUGUGUACGAUAUUUCAAUGACCUGCUUAUAAAGAUGAUCAAGAACAGACAGGAAGCCAGUCUGAUUUUAUAAAUUCAUAAUCUGUGAUAGUUAUGUGUUUUUAAUGAAGGGAUAGAAAAGCAAGUCAGGCCAUUACAAGGUAAACCGUUUUACAAGAAUCGCCUCAACUAUAUCUAAUAUAAUUUAGGCCAUUCUUGAAAAGCCUUUAUUGCAAUGUAGUACCAAAUUAAUGUUUAUAAAUAAUGAUAUCAUAAUGUUACAGCCAUAAUCACAAUCUAGUGCUUACUUUUAUGUUCUGUACAAUGCCAUGAGAUUAUUACGCCUUCUUGCAAUAGUUGGUUACCCUGGUUACACGGGGUUUCAUCAGUUCACCUGUAACCUCUUCAAAUAUUUCUCUGCAUGAAAUGCUCGAAUAUUAGUUUAUUUCCUAAGAAAACUUAAAUUUGCAUGUACAUAUUCACACAGUCAUUGUGGCAUGAUGUGAUAUAGUCAUAUUUCAUUUAGAUAUUUACUACUGUAGUCUGCAACUACAUAUUGCAGAUUAAUGUUUCAUUUUUAACACCUUCAUAUUUUUAAUGUGUAACAUUGCCAUCAAAGUAUAUAUUAAUGUAGGAAUGAGUCUGUCAAGUUUCAUAUGCUGUAUGCACUUCUUUCAAUGGCUUAAAAUCAUGAUCAUUUGAAUUAUACAUUUAUGUUUUUCAUCAUUCAUUAUUUUUGUAAAUUAUUCAUACUUUGAUCAAAGUCCUUAAAUUAUCAUUAUUUUCGUUCAUUCCAUUGAAUUUUUGGUUUUCUUUGUGUGUUUUUUCCCAGUGCACAGUUUUUUGUUAUUGUUGUUUGACAAUCUUCUCUUAAGUUUCCUAUUGUUAAUUGUUUUCUAACUGGCGUUUUGGCAUUACGAAGAAAGGCAGAACAGAUUCAAUAAUCUGUGAGUCAAUUUAUGUUUCAGUGGAACGCAUUUCCGUCAAUUGUUUCUUAUUUCUAUGCAAUGGUCACAAAGGGAUGUCUGAUUUGACCUACAAUUGUUUAACAACUUUCUUAAUCACGUUCUAUUUUUCUACUUUAUAACAACAAAGAACAUUUCUGGAGAAUAAAGGUUUACACAUAAAU
This is a messenger RNA of Mya arenaria, 5323 nucleotides long. RefSeq names its product protein tweety homolog 2-like. Gene Ontology annotation, molecular function: intracellularly calcium-gated chloride channel activity; volume-sensitive chloride channel activity. Lineage: Eukaryota; Metazoa; Mollusca; Bivalvia; Myida; Myidae. The record is from RefSeq and is a predicted model, not a curated record. The transcript is spliced from 15 exons. Bases 98 to 1699 code for a protein of 533 amino acids. Gene Ontology annotation, cellular component: plasma membrane.